CGUCUAGAAAAAUUUACACAAUAUUUUAAGACGCACAUAAACUUCCUCUGUCACUACCCACUCCUCUCUCUGUCUCCGCCUUUCGCAUUGCAAGCGCUCUCUUUCUUUGCUUUCCCCCCUUUCUGGUUUCAACGCUGCAACUAUCCAUGGCAAACCACUGGCUCAGACCCGAGGUGUAUCCACUGUUCGCUGCGGUUGGUGCCGCUGUUGGGAUCUGUGGAUUCCAAUUGGUUCGUAAUAUCUGCAUCAACCCUGAAGUCAGGGUGAACAAGGAGGGAAGAAAGGCAGGAGUGUUGGAGAACUUUGCUGAGGGAGAGAAGUAUGCUGAGCAUUUCCUGAGGAAGUAUGUGCGCAACAGAACUCCUGAGAUUAUGCCCUCCAUCAACAGCUUCUUUGCUGACCCAAGUCGCAACUAAGUUGCUUUGAAUAAAUAAAGGUUUAUGUGAGAUAUGAAUUCUAUUAUGGUUAAAGACAGAUUGUAUCGUGCUUUUAGAAAACAAAAUGUGGUUGUUGCUUUCUCUGGCCGUGCAGUGUGUUUGCUGUGGUUGAGAAUAAUAAUACUGAUUUUAUUGCAUUAAUGAUUGCUGCUGUUUCAAUGCCAUAAUCCUGUCUAGCUUUUGCUGC
Messenger RNA from Glycine soja, 624 nucleotides. RefSeq lists its product as uncharacterized. NCBI's taxonomy places the organism in Eukaryota, Viridiplantae, Streptophyta, Magnoliopsida, Fabales, Fabaceae. The transcript has 3 exons. Bases 147 to 416 code for a protein of 89 amino acids. The record is from RefSeq and is a predicted model, not a curated record.